GUCGCCGCCAGCUCGAGGGAGCUCGAGUAGGCUCGAGUGUACGCAAACCUCAUUCCUGUUGCGCGGCAUAGAACAUAAGACUCCGACCCACACUUGCUGUACCAGCUACAUAAUCUCUACCUUGGGCUACUACCGACAUACACGGGACUGCGGCUUGCCUGACUAACGGUGUCGCGGACCCAGUCACACUAGUAGUGGUGAGCAAGUCAGAGAACUUACGACCUAUGCGGGAUUACUGUCACUUACACUAUACCAGCUCAGUGAAGCCUGAGUCAUGGACAGAGAGAGCGCACAAAACAAUGUCGCCUACGCGCUGCUAGACGGCCACAGCUGUGCAGCCCGCAACCCUCGCACCACCGUCAAUGACCUCCCACCCGACGUUCUUUUGAUCAUCCUUCGCGAUGUAUUCAGGGAUGCACUGCAAGAAUUCAGACGGAGGGGGAAAUUGAGCCGGGCAACCGCGCAGUUCGUUCCCCGAUCUCCAUUUGAUGAUUUCGUUACCGACUCUUCGAGGUGCUCGGCAGAGCACCUCGCUUCCGUCUGUCCUCAGUGGCGUGAAGCUAUGUCGAGCAGUUCGAUCUUCUGGGCACAAAUCGUUGUCUGGACUGGAGCGAAUCCGACACCGCUCACAAAGAUUCGUCAAUACCUCGCUUGGUCGCGCGAACAACCUCUCCAUAUCUACGUCAUACGGAGGUUCAGUCCGUCGCUGGAAGACCGAACGGAGAAAGCUCAUGUCAAGGCCAUUGUCGAGCUGCUCUUGCCACACGUCCAGCGGUUGAAGGUCUUGUGCAUGAAGCUCCUUCACUCCAGCUCCCUUCCGCUUCCCCGUGCAUUCAUCACGCCUGUGCUCGAAGAACUUUCCAUGGGUGGUGUCCACUUCCUCGAAGCGUACCUGGACGCUCUCCUCCGGUCGCCGAUUCUACCCAUGCUUACCCACCUCUUUCUCACGGGCUACGCCUCUCACCACCGACCUAUACCCCUUAUCGACCUACUGCAGUGUCUUGUGCUCUGUCAACACAUAGAAGUAGUCCGCUUCACCAGCCUCCAGCUCGAUGCCUCUCAUACCGACCGAUCCUUGCUGCAGUCUCACGACUGGGGUGCCGACGCGCACUUCACCGACAUGUCCGGAGACGUCAUCGCGGAGUUUCACCGUCUCCUUUACUACCCCUGGGGCGAGGUGCUGUCGUACACGCGCUGCUCGAUGCCUUCUCGCAGUGUAUCCCUCGUUCACGAUAGCCCUCUGGGCCAGUCGUACUACCUCAACCUCAACGAGAUCGAGGACCCGGAAGCGCUGUUCCACUUCCUCGUUCCUUGCGCCGAGAUGAGCAUCUGUGACUCCGAUGGCCUCCAGCCGGAGGUGCUCCGUGCACUUGCAGGGCCAAUAUACACGGAUCGCGGCGAUGACGUGUGGUUGUGCCCUGACCUCAGCGGGCUGCAUGUCUCUGGGUGUAGACACGUCUCCAGCGCGGACUUACGGGCAGUUCUUGAAGCUCGCCUCGAAGCGCACUCGGCGACGGGAUUUGCAGGGCAGGAUGACGAUGGGUAUGUGGUGAGGUCGGUGACUGACCUUUCUGUACGUGAUUGUGGCAAGCUGGCUCCAGAGGACAAGGUGUGGUUCGACAAGAAUGUGGAAUCAGUGCACUGGGACUACUGGACAGGAGGUACGCGGCGACAUCACUUUAUGAUCCAGAUGACGGGGAAUCUCUGAUGUUGAACGUGUAUUAAUAACCCUCAAAUGUGCACACCGAUUGCGCCUUCCACUACCGGGUCCUCGAGAGCAGUGAAUUUUGAACUGUGCGCGUCUCCAUUAACGUAAUAAUGACUUACAAGUUGGUGAGUCCAACACUGAUGGGCUCUUUGGCAAAGAGCUGUUCAGUGUUGGCCCAGUGUUGGCUAUCAUUAUUGUCUACAGCAAGAAUACCGCAAGACGAGUGGCGCUGUAGCAGCCAUGCCAGCACAACUGCAACGUCACAACGAAAGAUGCAUCGACGAUAUCACACGAUCGAAGCAGGACGCUGUACGUACAGAAGUUGAUGAAUCGAUAAUGGUCAAUUUGGACCACGCGGC
Fomitopsis serialis is the source of this 2067-nucleotide messenger RNA. RefSeq lists its product as uncharacterized. The transcript has 3 exons. Lineage: Eukaryota; Fungi; Basidiomycota; Agaricomycetes; Polyporales; Fomitopsidaceae. Bases 275 to 1708 code for a protein of 477 amino acids. The record is from RefSeq and is a predicted model, not a curated record.